UUUCAUACCACAACCACGUAGUUUCAUUAGUUUUCUCUUAUAUUUGGAAGAAAUGGCCGAAGCUCAAGGCAGCAGUCCUCAGGGACAAGAUGUGGCAGCCAAGUUAGCAGAAUAUGAAAAAAAGUUUCAAGAAAAAGAUAAGGAAAUAGAAAACUACAAAAAACGCGUCGCACAAUUAGAAGAUGAGCUAGCGAAAGCCCAAAAGCUCAUACUCCAAAGCGUCAAGGAAUCCGAAGAAGUGGAUGCUCUAAAAUCGGAAUCCGAGAAAACUUUAACCAAAGCAAAGAGCAUUAUCUUCGAAAGGACAAAAGUCAUCAAAAACCAGGAACUACAGAUCGAAGCCUACAAUCAACAAAUCGAAUCCCUAAAAGACGUCAUACGUAUAACCAAAGACCUACUCGAAAUCCGUAAUUUAGAAGUUAAGCAACUGGAGGGCAAAAUCAACUGCAUGGAAGAGAGAAUGAAAGGUGAAAAGGAACGUCAAGACCUCUUGCAUAAAAAAUUAGAAACUAUGAUUCGGCACAACGGGGAGUUAAAAAGGGAGUACGAAACGCAGCUUUGCUUAUUUUCCGCUUUACGUGAAAGGUACAAUGAGAGGGAGCUCGCGAGAGGCGUUGUCGACACCAUGACGGGUAGACAAACUAGUCAAAUUCCGCCUGCUAUAAACGGAGAGGAAAAUGCAACCACUGAAGUGGUUAAGGAAGAUAGUAAGCCCGAUGAAGCACAAGCUGCGGAACCUCUCGAUAGUAACAGCCCAGAAAAGAGUGCUGAUCAACCUAGCACUAGUUCAGAAAGCACCGAUCAACCGCCAGAGGCCAAAUAGGGAUCCAUUUCUUGAAAUGUGGUUUUUAUAAGUCUGUUUUAUAAAAUUAACUGGUUUUUAAGCGACUAAUAUAUUAUACAUAAAGAA
Molecule: messenger RNA, 910 nt
Organism: Anoplophora glabripennis (Asian longhorned beetle)
Lineage: Eukaryota; Metazoa; Arthropoda; Insecta; Coleoptera; Cerambycidae
Product: paramyosin
Exons: 3
Coding region: 53-823 (256 amino acids)
Source: RefSeq, a predicted model, not a curated record